UCUCCGUGACGAACGUUCUCAUGACAGCGACUGUGGUGACUAGAAAUCACAUGAUGUUUUGAUCACAUGAUUUACAACUUCGUGAGCGUGGGCUUUUUGUAAAGAUCUAGACCUACUAAGGCCUAACCUCUGUUAUCAACACAAUAGACAACUUCAUGUUAUCGUCGCCGUGACAAAACCAAGGAUCUGCGUUGAACCCCAAAAUCAGUCCGCUUCUGACCGUCGAUUUGAACUCAACUCCCCCAGUCUCUAGAUCUAGUGUCGUUCACAAUGCUUUGUGGUGGUACCGCCCCUGCUCAGGACGCUGAUGCAGAAGUCCAGACCUUGAUUGGUUCGGUGCGUGAGGCACUGGAGACAAAGGCUGGCAAAACUUUCUCCCAGUACAAGGCAGUGACUUACAGAACUCAAGUGGUUGCUGGCACAAACUACUUUGUCAAGGUUCAAGUGGAUGCGGAUGAGUAUGUUCACUUGCGAGUGUUCAAGCCACUGCCUAAUGAAAACAGACUGCCUGAGCUGAGCGCAUAUCAACUGUGCAAGACCAAAGAUGAUGAACUGCAGUUUUUCUCAUAAAGCCUAAGAUGCAGUCAGCGAGACUUUUCGCUCAAAAACUAAUUUUUUUUACUACUUUGAUAACUGAUUCUAUGACUUCUUAUAGGCUAGACUGAAAGCCUACAGUUGUAUAUCAACAAUUCUCAUUUUUACAACAACAAAAAAACUCUAUUUAAGGAUCUCAGCAUCUUGCUAGUAUAUUGUAAAAGACACUUUCAUGUAUUUUUCUAUUUUGAAAAAAUACAUAUUUUUUCGUAAACAACUAAACAACUGACUUACUACAGGAUGGAACUUAUACCUGGUAGAGUCGUCUGAUAUGUACUCAUCUAUUUCAUGAUUAGAGUUUAUUAUGAUUGAAGUAUGAAUGUUCAGUAUGAAAGGGAAUGCAAAAAGACAUACACUAUUUAUUCAUACAGUAUUUCUUGCUGUAUUGUAUGUCUGUUCCACAUUUGAGUCCUUUUUUUCUUGUUUUUUGUUUUUUUUAAGUCAGCGCAAAGAAGCAAUGUUAGAACUUUGUUGUAAAAUACAAAAAUUAAUGUAGCCCAGCUUCCUUUGUCUUUGCUGUGACCUCUUGUCCAAUAAAUCUAUGAAGUUCCAAAAAUUG
Molecule: messenger RNA, 1153 nt
Organism: Aplysia californica (California sea hare)
Lineage: Eukaryota; Metazoa; Mollusca; Gastropoda; Aplysiida; Aplysiidae
Product: cystatin-B
Exons: 3
Coding region: 271-570 (99 amino acids)
Cellular component (GO): cytosol
Molecular function (GO): cysteine-type endopeptidase inhibitor activity
Source: RefSeq, a predicted model, not a curated record